AUGAAGAUGACAACGUCCGGUGGAGGAGCACUCGAUGGUGGCAACGGCCAACGCAAAGGGCAUAGGCGAAAUGAAUCCAUGUACGCCAUGACCGGACUGUAUUCGGAAGCGCAAACCGACGACAGCAGCGCCGACAUUCCGCAGGACACCGAAUCGGAGUCAUUGCCGAUGUCGGUGAACACUGCCACGACCACGACAACCUCGGCAACGGCCACUGCCGACACCGUUAUCAAGUGCCACAGCCGACAACCGUCCAGCAGCGUGAUGAUGGAUCGGGAAAAGCCGCUACCGAACGUGCUGCUGAUCAACGACGACUACACACGAGACUGCGGCAUCUUAAACUGUCGACCAUCGGCGGUACAACACUUUGCGCGGAUAAAGGUGUUCGUCCUGCUGCUCUCAAUCCUAGUAACUUUACAACAGGCGCUUAGCUCCGGCUACAUCAACUCAGUGAUUACGACAAUAGAGAAGCGGUUUGAAAUACCGUCCAGUUUGUCCGGAUUAAUUGCGUCUAGCUACGAAAUUGGCAACGUUAUCACGGUCAUUUUCGUCAGCUACCUAGGCAGCCGGCGCCACAUCCCGGUCUGGAUCGGUAUCGGAGCCGUCAUCAUGGGCAUUGGUUCGCUCGUGUUCAUGGUGCCACACUUUACCGGUGAGCCAAACCCGGGCAUAAUGAUUGACAAUAAAACGUCCGACAACAUCUGCCGAUUGGUGUCGGUACGCGAGCAGGAUAUGGGGCUUGGUAGGCUCUCGAAUAGCCUUUCAAAUCCACCCCUUACAUCUCACAAUUUAAGAGGGGACAAUUGCCUCAAAAGCAAAUCUUCAACCUUCGGGCCUGUGAUACUGUUUGUAAUUGCGCAAAUAUUGCUCGGCGGUGGCGGAAGUCCACUGUUCACACUCGGCACCACGUACGUCGAUGAUCACGUCCGGAAGGAAAGCUCAUCGAUGUAUAUCGGUGCCAUGUACAGUAUGGCCGCCUUCGGUCCAGUUCUUGGCUUCCUGCUCGGUGCUUAUCUGCUGUCCUUCCAUAUGGAUUCCUUUUCCGGUAGCGAUAUCAAUAUCGAUCCUGAUGAUCGCCGAUGGGUUGGCAUGUGGUGGGGUGGCUUCCUGGUAUGCGGCAUCCUGCUCAUCAUAGUGGCGGUACCGUUUUUUUCCUUUCCGAAGGUUCUAACACGCGAGAAGAAGAAAAUACGCAUUGCCGAACAGCGGUUACCCCAGCUGCAGCAAUUAACAUCGAAUAAUUCUAGCAGCCUUCCCCGAUCACAGCCGAAUCUGGCCCAGCAGCAAACGGGAACUCUGCAACAGCAGCAGCAACAGCAGCCGCAACAACAAACAGGACAUGGUGCCAAUAACGCUCCGCAAGCAAACAAAACGGGCGAGGACACCGGAUAUGGAAAGGACAUUAAAGACAUCCCCCAGUCAAUGUGGCGUCUGGUAACGAACCCGGUGUAUAUUGUCACCUGUCUUGGCGCCUGCAUGGAGCUAAUGAUUGUGUCCGGCUUCGUGGUGUUCCUGCCCAAAUAUCUCGAGACGCAGUUCAGUCUGGGCAAGAGCCAAGCGAGCGUUUUCACUGGUUCGAUCGCAGUACCGGGCGCCUGUAUCGGCAUCUUCAUCGGAGGCUGCAUACUGAAGCGCUUCCAGCUGAAGCCAAAGGGUGCUGUGCAGUUCGUGCUUAUUUCGAACCUGAUAUGUCUAUCCUGCUAUGGAUUGUUGUUCUUCCUUGGUUGUGAAAAUUUAAAAAUGGCCGGCACCACCAUACCGUACUACAACAGCUCUGCCCACAACGUGGAACCGUUCCAGGUGAAUCUGACGGCGGCGUGUAAUUUUGGUUGCGAGUGUCACAUGUACGACGUCGAGCCGGUCUGUGGCAACAACGGAUUGACCUAUUUCAGUCCCUGCCACGCCGGGUGUACCGCGUUUUCGUCUAGCUCGAAUUACACGAACUGCGCCUGUGUACAAGCCAACGUUACUAACAACAGCAUUUAUCGAGGAGCAGAAGGAGCACAAGCGCAAGCCCUGAACGCACAUGAAGCUUUCGCUGAGGUCACGGUGGUGCCAGUAGCAACUGCGGGAGUUUGUAACACACCCUGUCGUACGAUCUAUCCCUUCCUGAUUCUGCUGUUCUUCAUGACAUUCGUCGUGGCGUCAACGCAAAUGCCUUUACUCAUGAUUGUUUUGCGAUCCGUUUCGGAAGAGGAACGUUCGUUUGCGCUCGGUAUGCAGUUUGUCAUCUUUCGACUAUUCGGCUACAUCCCGGCACCGAUCGUGUUUGGCAACUUGAUCGAUUCUUCCUGUCUAUUGUGGAAAUCAACAUGCGGCGAAAAGGGUGGCCGAUGUUUGAUCUACGAUAUUGAAAAAUUUCGCUACAAAUACGUUGGAUUAUGUGCGUCAAUUAAAAUUAUUGCCUUGGUGAUCUUCAUCAUUGACUGGUGGCUCGUGAGGCGACGGAAAAAUUUGGACAAGAUGAAUCCACUAUCGACUAAUGAGCUAGUUGGAUCGAUUAUAAGUUUAGACAAGUUGUUUGAGGAAAAGAGCACUUUGGAUGAAAGCAUUGCGGUACCGUUCAAUGGUGAAUGCAUUUCUGGAGACGCACUGGCCGAGAACAACAAGCGCAUCUUGGUCGCCAGUCGCCAUCAACGAAAUGAUUCCAAAACUAUUCAACUGGAAUACAGGUACGACGAUGGUGUCCAUCAACCGUAUCGUUUGCCACCGACAGCGUCGGCCGCUCGCAAACACUACCGCAGCAAUUCCUGUGAUAUCAAAAUCCAGCGCAGUAACUCAGCUACAAACCGGGAGGUAGACUUCCACGAUUGGAAGCUGAAGCGUUUUAUGCGCCACCAUACGCGCAACAACUCGCACGAUUACAACAACGAACAGCACCGGCACCAGCAGCAAACGUCCUCCUCCUCAUCGGGUCAUCUCGGGCGGUGGAUUGCGCUGCAGCAGCACCAUAACAGUGCAGGCGACCAACAGCAACAACCCCCUUCGCUGGCGUCGGGCGGUGCGAGCAACAUUCGGUACAUUCUAAACCAUCUGAAGCCGGGUUCGAGUAGCGGUUCGGAGCACGUAAAGCUGGGCUACAGCAGCAGCUGCAGUGGUGGUGCAGGCGCCGCAGGGCCAACGAAGAAAAAGCGCCACACGCGCAACUACUCGUACGGGCAGGAGUUCUCCUUCCUGCCAAAUAAUGUCAUAAUUCGGCUGGAUAACGACAUUGCAAACAAGUUCCUCAGCUCCACCGGGGCAUCCAUUACCGGGGGUGGUUCGUCGCGGAAAAGUUCCUUCUCGCAUGACGUGGCAGUGCUGAAGAACAACAACAUCGGUGUGCCGGGAUGUGGCGGUGUGUCUAGCGCGAAGCUAAACAAUAUGAAGCACAGCAGCGAUCUCAACGAGGAGCUUGAGUCCAAGUACGGCAAGGGUCACUCGCGCACGAAUUCGCGUGAUUUGAACUUACUGAAUCUCGCCCCCAGCACGCUCGUUGGUGCCGGUACGGUAGAGCCGAGUGCACCGAGCGGCAUUCUCGGUGGCAUUAAAUCAUUGAUCGAAGACUCGAAUAGCAUAUUGCGUCAUCGACGCACCAACUCGAAGGAUCUGAAGUACGGUGCAUACCAACCGUGCAGUGGUACGGAAACGGCCACAAUCGGCGUCGGCACGAAUGCUCUCGCACGCAAGCUUUCCUCGGCAACCGCUACACUGCCAACGGUCGAUUCGGGCCACGAGUCGACUGGUCUUGCUGGUCGGAGUACAUCCGUACUGGCACCGGUCGUAUCCUCCUGCCUUUCAACGAUCGCAUCCGACGUAGGAAGCGUGCAGCCAGAAUCUUUGCAGCUGCUGCUAGACAAAAACAGCGUGCUGCCAGAAGAGGAACCGACCUGCUGCUCUUCGCCGUCUGCAUCUUCCUCCUCAUCAUCACCAUCCGCCUCUUCCGCAUCGUCAUCGGCAGCAAACGUUUAG
Anopheles marshallii is the source of this 3951-nucleotide messenger RNA. RefSeq names its product solute carrier organic anion transporter family member 4A1 (gene Oatp30B). NCBI's taxonomy places the organism in Eukaryota, Metazoa, Arthropoda, Insecta, Diptera, Culicidae. The transcript has 14 exons. Bases 1 to 3951 code for a protein of 1316 amino acids. Gene Ontology annotation, molecular function: protein binding. Gene Ontology annotation, biological process: sodium-independent organic anion transport; transmembrane transport. The record is from RefSeq and is a predicted model, not a curated record. Gene Ontology annotation, cellular component: membrane.